Messenger RNA from Fonsecaea nubica, 1011 nucleotides. RefSeq lists its product as hypothetical. Gene Ontology annotation, molecular function: arylformamidase activity. Bases 1 to 1011 code for a protein of 336 amino acids. The transcript is spliced from 4 exons. Lineage: Eukaryota; Fungi; Ascomycota; Eurotiomycetes; Chaetothyriales; Herpotrichiellaceae. The record is from RefSeq and is a predicted model, not a curated record.
AUGGAUCUCGCGCCGGUCUCCUUCCACGACCGAAUCGACAAAUUGCCCGAUUUCAAUGAGAUUCCGACUCAAGAGGGGGUGCCCCCGUCGGCGACCUGGGGCCUAUGGGAUCGAGACGGCCAGAAGGAUGAACUGGGGACUUUGAACCUCUUGACACCGGCAGUGAUCAAAGAGGCGGCUAAGGAGAUUCGUGAAGGUAUCUCGGUGUCAUUGAACCUGGCCCUCGAUCAACCUUCUAUCGCAAUCUUUCGUCGCCAGGGCCUCCAACACACGAUCCGGGAUAACAGCACCUUCAGCUCAUCCCAGAGCUUUGACGACACGGUUCUCUUCAACACCCAGGCCGGGUCGCAGUGGGACGGUCUCCGUCACAUUGUCCACGAUAAUGGACUGCUCUAUAAUGGCGUGACCAAGGAUGAGGUCCUAGGCCCCAAAGCAACCACCAAGCUUGGGAUACAUAAAUGGCACGAAAAGGGCGGCGUCACCGGUCGAGGCGUCCUGAUCGAUCUGGUCAAGUACGCCCAGCGCCACGAGAUCAAAUACGACCCGACAAAAUACUUUGGGUUCACGAGUCGAGAUUUGGAGGUUGCAGCCCGUGAGCAGGGCCUCACCUUCAAACAGGGUGACAUACUCCUGGUGAGAACCGGUUUCGGCAAAUGGUACAACGAAUGUAACGAUCCGACCAAGAGAGACGCGUGGUUCUUGGACGAGGCGCGAGAAUCGGCGGGCGUGCAGGCAGACCAUGAGACCGUCUCGUGGGUGUGGAACCACCAUUUCUCUGCCGUCGCUGGGGAUUCUUUGGCUUGGGAAGCUAUGCCCUUGCCCAAAGACAGUCCUUCUUUUCAUCAAUACUUGCUACCCUCCUGGGGGACACCGAUCGGAGAGCUGUGGGAUCUAGAAGGACUGGCUCAGCGAUGUGAAGAGUUCGGUCGGUAUUCGUUCAUGCUGGUCAGUGUACCCUUGAAUAUCCCAGGUGGUGUGGGAUCACCGCCGAAUGCAGUGGCCAUUCUAUGA